Messenger RNA from Linum tenue, 892 nucleotides. NCBI's taxonomy places the organism in Eukaryota, Viridiplantae, Streptophyta, Magnoliopsida, Malpighiales, Linaceae. The record is from the annotation of a GenBank genome assembly.
CUUACAUCGUUAAAUAAGCCACAAAUUAAAAAUGGCGGCCAAGGGACGUCGAGCAAGGGUCGCCCCGGCGGAGGAUCCGAAGCUCCUGUCGGAGAUCCGGAACCUGGAGUCGACCCUGUCAGCCUCCAUCCACGACAAGAUCCCGAUCUUCAUCCCCCACAGGUUCGUCCCCUCCAAAUUCGUCGAAGGGAUCGCCCUCCCGAUCAACCAGAAGAUCGCCUCCAACCUCGAGAAGGGCGCCUCCAGGAUGCGGCCGGUCCUGACGAUGGGGAACCUCAGGCGGAGCAGCGUCGUCCUGGGUUGCUGCAACCUGGCGCUGGCUCUCGCCGGCGGGCUGAUGGCGGGGAGGUUGGUUUUCGAGGGCUGUCGCGGCGGGGUCGUGGUUCCGGUGCUGUUGGUGUCGCUGGCGGCGGUCGCCAAGAUGGUUGGGAUGGUUUGGGUUGGGCUGGCUCAGGAUGCGACGGCGAGGAGUAUUGUGGAUUCGCCGCCGGAGGAGGAUGCCGAUCUUCAGGCCUCCGUUGUUCGUCUUCGGAGACGGGUCAGCUACACAACGUGGCUGUGGUGGAGCCGUUUGGCCAUUGCAAUUACCAUAUUGCAACUCGGGAGUGCACUUUUCCUUCUCUUCAACGUGAUGGAAUACAUUACCCAUCACCAACCAACUAGUCAAUGUGGUUUAGGGAUAGGGAGCACCACGUGGCAACAGAAGCUACUGAUUUCGUUCAUCGUCAUGGCGUCGUGUGUCCCCAUGGCCCAAUGCUUUGCGGGCCCGGACGUCCUGAGGUGGAGGGCCUUUUACGAGGCCCAAGAUGAGGUGUGGGAGGCCCACUACAAGGAGGUGUUCGAUUACGGUAUACGAGAGGCCUUGUGCUGUCUGGGCCGUUUCAAAUACUUG